CUAACCUUGAUCCUCUAAAAUUCCUCCUCCUCAUCCCUCCGAAACAAAACAAAACAAAAAAAUAUAUAUAUACAAAAAACAAAAAACGAAAGAAAAAAGAGAUCGAAAAAGGAAUGUCUCCUCCCCUCCUCCCCUCCAAUCUCGACCUCUCCAACUCGAAGCCCGACUGGCUCAACACCGGUGACAACGCCUGGCAACUGACCGCCGCGGCCCUGGUUGGCCUCCAAAGCGUACCGGGCCUCAUCGUGCUAUACGGAUGCAUGGUCAAAAAGAAAUGGGCCGUGAACUCGGCCUUCAUGGCCCUAUACGCCUUCGCAGCCGUUCUCAUCUGUUGGGUCCUCUGGGGCCACCAGAUGUCCUUCGGGUCCACCAACAUCCACGUGGUCUCCAGGCCGGGGGUCGCCCUCGGCCAGGAUUUCCUACUGUCGGAGAGCGGCGAGGGGAUGUUUGGUAAUGCGACGUACGUAUUUUUCCAGUUUGUGUUUGCGGCGAUAACGGUGAUACUGUUGGCCGGGUCCGUGCUGGGCAGGAUGAACUUCUACGCGUGGAUGGUGUUCGUGCCGGCGUGGGUGACCGCGUCGUACACCGUGGGGGCGUACGCGAUAUGGGGGGAGGAUGGGUUCUUGAAGAGGCUGUGGGUGCUUGAUUUUGCCGGGGGGUACGUCAUUCAUUUGUCGUCCGGGGUGGCGGGGUUUACCGCGGCGUACUGGGUGGGUCCCAGAAUGGCGCAAGACCGGCAAAAAUUCCCCCCGAACAACAUAAUCCACAUGUUAGGCGGAGCGGGGUUCCUGUGGCUGGGCUGGUCGGGGUUCAACGGCGGCGCUGCUUGCUCAGCCAACCUGACGUCAUCGCUGGCGGUGCUCAACACGCACCUCUGCACGGCGACGAGCUUGUUCGUGUGGCAAUCGUUAGACAUGAUUGUUUAUAAGAAGAGUUCAGUUAUUGGUGCCGUUCAGGGGAUGAUCACUGGUUUGGUUUGCAUUACCCCGGCGGCAGGGAUAGUAGAGCCAUGGGCAGCAAUGCUAAUGGGCCUUGCAUCCGGCUCCAUGCCCUGGUACACGAUGAUGGUCCUCCACAAACGCCUCCCCUUCUUCCAACAAGUCGACGACACCCUCGGCGUCUUCCACACCCACGCCGUAGCAGGAACCAUAGGUGGCCUCCUCGUCGGCCUCCUUGCCCACCCUUCCCUCGUCCGCCUCCUCUACCCCUAUGACUCCCACCACCACCAGCACGGCCUAAUUUACAGUCUUGGCGAUCACCGUGACAGGGGGCUACGCCAGCUCGGCGUGCAGGUUCUUGGGGUGCUUUUUGUGGCUGUAUGGAACGUGAUAGUGACGAGUGUUAUUUGCAUUGGGAUAGGGAGAUUUAUUAGGUUGAGGAUGGAGGAGGAGAAACUGGAGAUUGGGGAUGAUGCUGUUCAUGGAGAGGAGGCGUAUGCGAUAUGGGGGGAUGGAGGGAAUAGUAGUAAGUUUGUUAGGCGAAAUAUGACGCCAAGGCUACCAGCUUUUUUUGAGCGGUAUAAGGGGUAAUUUGUGAUGUGUGAGAAUGUUUUGGAGAGAAUUUUUGGAAUGACUUUUGUGUGCAUUUGCAAAUGUUUUUAUGUGGAUAAGUGAUAUUUGUUGGUAUGUUAACAAUAAUUUUAUGUGAAUGAGCAAUGUGGGUUGUUGUGUUGUA
Messenger RNA from Asparagus officinalis (garden asparagus), 1674 nucleotides. RefSeq names its product ammonium transporter 3 member 2-like. Gene Ontology annotation, biological process: ammonium transmembrane transport. Gene Ontology annotation, molecular function: ammonium channel activity. Gene Ontology annotation, cellular component: plasma membrane. The record is from RefSeq and is a predicted model, not a curated record. Lineage: Eukaryota; Viridiplantae; Streptophyta; Magnoliopsida; Asparagales; Asparagaceae.